UGUCGUCGUACUUCGAAGUGGCGGUGGCAUGGACAAAGGGAGUCCAGAGUACAAGGACGCUGUUCGCGAGUAUGCUCGAACGCUGGGGCUCGACCCAGACAAGGAGCCGCAGUACCUGUGGAUAGUUGAGGAAGCGUUGACGGCGCCAGUGCCAGAAGACUGGGAACAAGGCGAGUCGGACGAUGGCACGAUCUACUACUUCAACGUCAACACCGAAGAAAGUGUGUGGGAGCAUCCGAUGGACAAACACUACAGCGCCAUGAUCAACACCAAGCGUGCUGAGGACAAAGCCGCCGCUGCGUCGAAAAAUUCCACAGCUGCGACAUUCAACAGCGCCCCCAAGAGCACACCUGUCAAGUCUGCCGUCGUUGAGGAGUUCGACAUGGAGGACCUCGACGAGCCAAAACCGUUCAAGGCGUCAAUCAAGGCUUCUACCACAACUGUCACGAAACCAGUGGGGUUUGGAAAAGAUUCACAGUCGUGGCUUCUCGACGACGACGACGACGACUUGGAUGUGCCAAGCCUGUCCAAGGCGACGACCGUUCUACCCAAACCCAGCGUGGUAAAUUCGAUCAAGAAGACAUGUGACGCUACCAAGGCAGGUGCGUCGGUGGUGAUGGUGUCCAAGCCCUCACCAACGUCGACCAUCACCCCGGUCCCCGCUACCCCCCCGUUUCAACCACGCCCAUCGCUCUCUGUCACGACCGCAGGAUCGUCGUCUUCGACGUCGGCCACCUCUCAGAAUUCUGGGCAAGGGGACAAGAUCGAAAAAUUAGAAAAACAAGUCGAUGCGUUGACUGGUGAAGUGCUCCAGCUGAAAAAGGAGCGCGAAGCCGCGGAGAAGGCCGAGCGAGUGGCGAAAGCGGCCUUAAACAAGGAAAUUGACACGUUGCAGCGAGGCAAGGAACAGGCCGAGGUGGAAGCGAAGGAGUCCAACUAUUUACGCAUGAAAGUGAUUGAAUUAAAAGCCAAAGUGGCCGCGUUGGAAGCUAAGAGCAAACAUGGUGAUGGAGAACCGACGAAAGCUGCGUCGUCGGCGGUGACGGCUGAAUUGACUGCCAAGACGCAAGAAUUGGGAGUGAAGUGCAUUGAAUUCGACGCCACGUGCAAGGAAUUAGCCGCAAAAGAGCACGAAAUGACCCAACUCCAGGCAAAACUUGGUCACUUGCAAGCCGACCACGAGCGAGUUAUGGCCAAGAAGGAUCACGAGUGGGCCUUGAAAGUCAAGGAACACUCCAUCGAGGUGGAAGAUCUGAAAGAGCAACUACUGAUGCGCCAAGCCACGAACAUCACGCUACAGCACUCAACAGGCGAGUUAGAUCGGCUCAAGAAGAAAUGUACCGAUCAAGAAGAGGAGAUGCGCGUGGUGCACGCAAAUCUGCAGGCCCAAACCGCGACAAUUGCAGAUUUGAGAGCGUCAUUGGAGGCCAAAGACAAGGUCAUGACGAUGCAAAUGGACUCGGAAGUGAAGAAACGAAUUGCCCUUGACGCAGACUUGCGACUCGCGCGCGACCAAGUGAGCGAUCUCGAACGACGACACGACGAAAACGAAAGAACGACCUUGCAUCUCACGCGAGAAAACCACGAUCUCGAAUUGAGAUUGCAGCGAGUGGGGGACGAACUGCAGCGGACAAAGGGCCUUCUAGAUGAUGCGGGGACCCGGGCUAAGGCCAUGGAAGACAGUGAGCGCAAAGCCGCCGAGGAAAAACGAUUGGCGGAGCGGGAAUUGAAGUCGACUCAAGACAGCCUGCAAAGUGCCCUUCAGGACCUCGACGAUGCACAAAAUAUGGUCAAGCGUCAACAGGAACAACAUGUCCACGCCCAAUCCAAGAUGCAACUUGACAUGGAAGAGUUACGACGGGACAAGGAGCGAGGCAGCGUCCAAACGAUCGAAGUGCAGGCGCUUAAAAAGGAGAUCGAGAGCUUAAACAUCGACAUAGCUCGAUUGCGAGAUGUCAAGGCGACGGUGGACUUUGACAUGCGCAACCUCAAGCAAGCCAUGUCGCUCGAGUCGUCGCAGUUGAUGCAAUGCAAAGCUCAACUCGAGGAAUUCGUACGAAAGGACUUUAUGGAAAAGCAACGGUUUGACCUCCUGAGCAACGAAAAAGGUGCCGUGGAAAAGAAAGUGAUGGCGUUGGAAGCCCAGCUGCAAACGAUGCGCUCCGAGCAUCGAACCGAGACGGACAAGUACUUGUAUCGAAUGCGGGAACUCGAGAGUUUGAAUGCCCGCUAUGAAUACGACAUGUCUCGCGCCGAAGAGAAGUUUGUCACGGCUGAAAAGUGGCGGCUUAAGGAGAUGGGGCGCGUGGAACAGCGGGACGCAGAUAUUCUCGACUUGUACGAAAAGUGCAAACUGAAGUGGGAUGUACAUAUACAUGCAAUAUGAUGUCGUGUAGAAAGGAAGAGGUGGGGCGACUCAAGGCGAGAAACAUCGACGGCGAGAAUCACCACAUUAUCAACGAACUCCGCACCACGUCCAAAGUGCUGGAAUCCCAAGUUAAGGAGCUCAAGCUUCAGUUGCACGACGAAGAGACGGCCAAAAGACAGUUGGAGAAGCACUGGACCAUGGAAAUGGAGCAAGUUAAGGCGCAACUGGCCGGGCAGAUCCCACAACUUGCCGCCGCUGCCACGCAACGGUAUCAAUCCUCAGUGUCAAGUAAACUCUUUAAUGUGGGGGUAUAUUGUUGACGUAGGGCUAGUGACGAAUGGAAACGACGAUGCGACGAUAUGGUGGGCAAACUCAAAACCGAGUACGAAGACGCAUGGGUGCUGGAAAAGCAAAAGUCUGGCCAACGGGAAGCUGCGUGGUACGACGACAAGCGCGAACUGGAGCGACAGAUCAAGACCAACUCGUCCGAGAAGGACUUUCUCAACAAGGAGAUCUCUCGACUUGAAGACAACAACAAACAUUUGAUGGAGCAACUGCACACGAUUCGCGUGUAUUUGACGCAGCGACCCGUGCAUUCGGCAGGCGCCAUGUAUAGCCACGUGCCGCCGUCUGCGAAUCCCGAAGUCGUGGGGUCGCAGCACCUUCAAAACCAACUUGGCAUUUUGCACGCCCAAUUUCAGCAGCUGUUUGACCACACAACGGCAGCUGCAGUUCCACCAAGACAAUCGCGGCGUCCAUAUGAACGAGAGGAUCAACCAGAGGCCAAGGCAGCAGCCCCGUACUCGUCCCACAAUGCCCAGCAGUUGCUCGACGAGAAGCAGCAACUCGUCCGGGCGAUGGAGGAGUUGGGGAGUGGCAACCCCUCGGACUGGUUGCCCGUGGUCGACACCACCGCAGACGGCAAUAGCACAUGGUAUCGGAAAGGAUACUGGAGGUCGAAAUACAGUUAGAAGUCGGUCAAUUUCCCACGAAAACCACCAAACAUUCGAGGGCGUUCUGAUGAAUCUUUCAUUGCCUGCAAAGCUACAUCGAAGCAGUAAUGCUGGACUUUUCUGCAGCGUGGUCGCGCACAAAAGUGCUGGAGGGGGCGCCCCACCACGCCCUCGGAAUUCAAGUGAUAUACUACACUGUAACGUUAAUGAAUGGAGAACGUAGUAACGUUACAUGAGCA
Aphanomyces astaci is the source of this 3560-nucleotide messenger RNA. RefSeq lists its product as hypothetical. Gene Ontology annotation, molecular function: protein binding. The record is from RefSeq and is a predicted model, not a curated record. Lineage: Eukaryota; Oomycota; Saprolegniomycetes; Saprolegniales; Verrucalvaceae. The coding region runs from base 29 to 2386 and encodes 785 amino acids. The transcript is spliced from 12 exons.